GUUUGAACUUUUUGAUUGUUGAACUUCAAUGAGUCUUCUUCCCUGUGUGACUUCUUUAUCCGCUUUGAUUGACUACAGAGAACGUUUUGUUUGUAAGAGGAAUUACUGGGAGUUGGACAACAUACUGAGCCAUUCUUCAUUCUUUCAAAAAUUGGAAAACAUAGCUACUUUGAAGGGCCAUAGCGGUUGUGUCAAUAGACUGUCCUUCAAUGAGGAAGGCUCUCUGUUGCUGUCAGGUUCAGAUGAUUGUCGACUACUCGUGUGGGAUGUAGCCGAGGGAACCUUAAGAGACCAAGUUGAAACUGGACAUGAUAGAAAUAUUUUUGGAGUAAGGUUUAUACCCUGCACCAAUGAUAGACUAUUGGCAAGCGGUGCAAUGGAUUGUACUGUAAGAGUUUCUUCUCUAGAUGGUCGACCGGAAAAACUUUUUGAAGUGCAUGAGGACCGUGUAAAGACCAUUGAUGUUGAGAGACGAAACCCCAACUUGAUAUUUAGUGCUUCAGAAGAUGGCAGAGUUUAUCAGAUAGAUCUUCGAACACCUGAGGAUCCCGUAAAAGUUGUCGAGAUUUCCCGUACUAUGGUUAAAAGCGCAAUGUUGAAUCCUAACUUUCCAUUUGAGUUGGUCGUUAGUUGUAACGAUCCUUAUAUUUAUGUUUACGAUAGACGAAUGUCAUUUGAUAGACCCAAAGCGAACUAUUGUCCAUCACAUUUGAGAUAUGAGAGGCUUCCUUUCAGCACUUUCUCUUGUUUCAAUGAAUCAGGCACAGCAAUUGCAGCAUCAUAUUGCUAUGAAGGCAUUUAUGUAUUCUCUACUCAAAAUAUAACGAGUCUAGAAACUGUGGAAGAACAGUUCAAUUUUGCACCAGAAAGACAGCAGAGUCCAACUUUAAGAAAUUUGCGUCGUGUGUUUCAUGAUUUGCUUUUGGCAUAUGAAUACUUCAACAAAGACCAAUUUGGAAAAGCUCUCAUUUGGAUAUCAAAAGCUUGCGAUAUUUAUUAUUGGAAUCAACUUAUGCUUUGUCGUUGGAUUCUUUAUUGCUUGAGAGGAUGGCCAGGAGAUAUCGAUGCUGCAUUUCCUGACUUGAAAAAUUUACGUGAGCAGAAGAAUUCAAAUGUAACAGACCAACCUGCUCUUCUUAUUUCUCCUCAUAUUGUUUUUCCUUUUUGUUGGGGGUUGUUGGAUCUUCGAUAUAUUCUUCAGCAUCUAAAAUUUGCUCGUUCUGUUAGUAGUGAUAUGGAGGAAAAUGUCAAUGAUAUUCUGAAAAGAGUGCAAGAUCAGCAAACCAAGUUUGUAACUGAACUUGAUGAAUUGGAGGAGACUUUUCCUUUGGAAAGAUGGUGGUCUACUAUUGGAAUAAGACUGACUCGUGAUACUCUAUUGUUGACCAAACAGCAUGUUUAUGAUUUUAUGCAUUAUUGGAUUGGUAUCAUGAUGCACAAAUUGUACAGCUUGUCUCAAAAGUUAAGAAAGGAAGUUGCAGAGCUUUUACAAGAUGCAAGCAUACGCAGGCGUGAAGAAGAACGAGAGGAAACACUUGUGCAGUCUGUUCACACGUCUAUGCUAACGAUGAAAGAAAGUGUUGUUUAUUCCACAUUACCGAGUUUAAGAGAUAGAAGUAGUCGACUGUGCUAUCAUAGAAGAUUUCUUGGACAUUUGAGUGUAAAUACGGAUAUCAAAGAAGUCAAUUUUAUUUCAGGAAAGUAUCCUUGUGUGUUAUCUGGAAGUGAUGAUGGCCAUUUUUAUGUAUGGAGUUUGGACAGCGGUAUGUUAUUGGGUUCCUACAAAGCUGAUUCAGAUGCAGUGAAUUGUGUUUUGCCACAUCCAUACCAACCUCUUAUAGCGACAAGUGGUAUUGAGAGUAAUAUCAAGUUAUGGUCGCCUAGUGCUUGUCAUAACAAUAUCGAUGAAGAUGAAAUGGAGAAACUAAUGCAAUCUAAUGUUGACAAGUUGAAUGAAAUCAGAGGAAGACCACAAGACAUCGUUGGGACGCAAGUAAUUUUUCCUUCAAAUGCUUGGCAGUAUUUUGGCCCCAGAAGAUCAGCGUAUUCGAUAUGGAGGAGGGGUUUGUACUCUCCAUUGAAUAUAUGAUAGAUAUUAGAUUGUCAUAACAAUAGAUUGGCAAGACAUAAAGACUUUAGACGAGUGUUUUGGAUUGUGCACAACGACAAGAAUAAAUAUAAAGAAUGAAAGUUCUGCAUACAUA
Messenger RNA from Galdieria sulphuraria, 2204 nucleotides. RefSeq names its product WD and tetratricopeptide repeats protein 1 isoform 1. Lineage: Eukaryota; Rhodophyta; Bangiophyceae; Galdieriales; Galdieriaceae. The coding region runs from base 29 to 2089 and encodes 686 amino acids. The record is from RefSeq and is a predicted model, not a curated record. Gene Ontology annotation, molecular function: protein binding. Gene Ontology annotation, biological process: negative regulation of fatty acid biosynthetic process. Gene Ontology annotation, cellular component: Cul4-RING E3 ubiquitin ligase complex; cytoplasm. The transcript is spliced from 13 exons.